UGCGUUUGUUCUAUCUAUACACUGUUUUGUUUUGAAUUUAUUCACAUAAGUAGAGGGUGAAAUGAAAGUAAUGAUUAUCAGUAAUGUGUUUUACAUACUGUGUAGUUAAUAUAAUGUUUUGUUUGUGUUGGAAUGGAUAACAAUGUCCCUAUUAUUUAUGCUGUUGGUGUUUAUAUGCAAUAAUUUUUUUACUCACAUGAACUUAGAGGUUGAAAUGUGAUGCUAAACUAGGUAUUAUGCCAUUAAUUAGUUGCUGUUUGGUUCAACUGUUUAAGGUAUUGAUAUAUCAUUAAUGGAUCUCAGUACCUCUCGAGGGAUUAGUCCUGGCUCCCGGCCGGGGAUACCAGGAUACCCUGGGUUCAAGUUUUAAAGUUUUGGCUAAUUUAUACAAAGAAAAAUACACCCAAAAAGUCCUGACCAGAGUGCUGGCAGGAGAUUCAGGGAUAAGAAAGAUAACGUGGAACCUGAAGCAGACCCAGAAAGGGAUCAGAGAACUGUUUUUGCCUACCAGAUGCCUUUAAAAGCAACCGAGAGAGAUGUAUAUGAGUUCUUCUCAAAAGCUGGCAAGGUGAGAGAUGUCCGUCUAAUCAUGGAUCGGAACUCAAGACGAUCUAAAGGAGUCGGGUAUAUUGAAUUUUAUGAUGCAAUGUCAGUGCCAAUGGCAAUUGCUAUCUCCGGCCAACUACUUCUUGGGCAACCUGUAAUGGUGAAACCUUCUGAAGCUGAAAAAAAUCUUGUUCAGUCUAAUGCUUCCAGUGGAGCUGCUGGUGUAGUAGGACCAUAUGGAGCAGUGGACAGAAAAUUGUAUGUGGGGAAUCUUCAUUUCAACAUGACCGAGGCUAAUCUCCGAGAGAUUUUUGAGCCAUUUGGUCAGAUUGAGGUUGUACAACUACCUCUUGACAUGGAGACAGGACACUGCAAGGGUUUUGGGUUUGUUCAGUUUGCCCAUCUUGAACAUGCCAAGGCAGCUCAGAGUUUAAAUGGAAAAUUGGAGAUUGCUGGCAGGACUAUAAAGGUUUCAUCUGUUACAGAUCAUGUUGGAAGUCAAGAUACAACUGCAAAAUCCGCAGACUUUGAUGACGAUGAAGGUGGAUUGACUUUAAAUGCCCACUCAAGAGCACUGCUUAUGCAAAGGUUGGCUGGUGCUGACAUUCCCACAAGCAUUGGUGUGCCAAUUGUGAAUGGGUCAGUUCCUGUUCAGCAGGCUUUUAGCAUGCCUAUUGGUAAUCCAGGUGUUAUACCUGCCUCCGGUCUACCAACACAAGUUAUGCCUACCCCUGUGGUAGAACCAGUAGGAAUCCCCAGCGAGUGUUUAUUAUUGAAGAAUAUGUUUGAUCCAAGCACCGAGACUGAACCAGAUUUUGAUAUAGACAUUAAAGAGGAUGUAGAGGAAGAGUGUUCGAAGUAUGGCCGAGUGAAGCAUAUUUAUGUUGACAAAAGAAGUGCAGGUUUUGUGUACUUGCAGUUUGACACAGUGGAAGCAUCAAGUGCUGCGCAACGGGCAAUGCACAUGAGAUGGUUUGCACGCAGGUUGAUUACAGCUAUCUUCAUGGAACCACAUUUAUAUGAAGCUAAGUUUAACGGGGAAUCUUGAAGAUGUGUACGGGCUUCUCAAAAGAUACAAGGAGUGCAGUUUUGUGGCUUAGUUUUUAUAAAUCAUGUUCUGGUUUAUAGAUUUUGAUUCAAAAAUUAUUUUAGAAGUAUGAUUACAGAAAUUGUAAUGUCCAGACGACGGUGAUACUUUUGGUCCCAUUUUUAUUUUGUAUGUUGAUAUAUUUAACAUAUUUACCAAUGGUGCCUUUCUAUUUCA
Messenger RNA from Lathyrus oleraceus (garden pea), 1810 nucleotides. RefSeq lists its product as uncharacterized. Gene Ontology annotation, molecular function: RNA binding. The transcript is spliced from 14 exons. Gene Ontology annotation, cellular component: nucleus. Gene Ontology annotation, biological process: mRNA processing. NCBI's taxonomy places the organism in Eukaryota, Viridiplantae, Streptophyta, Magnoliopsida, Fabales, Fabaceae. The record is from RefSeq and is a predicted model, not a curated record. Bases 512 to 1594 code for a protein of 360 amino acids.